AUGGAGCGGCGGAUGACAUUAAGUGGCCAUGUUCCGUCUUUGUCUCUCAUUCCGUUGGGGACUUGUCACAACGGCAAAUAUUACAUCGACGGCGAAUGUCUGGGAUCUGAUCCGAUUCUUAUCAACAGCCAGGAUCAGCCCAGUAUUUUGAAUUCGACAAUCAAAUUAUUGGCUGAGCUAACUACACCCCUAGAAUGCCUGGGAAUGGUCGGUGUAGCGACUCGAUCCAAUCAGAGCAGCACGGCAACGCAACAAGUUGUCAUCUACAAACUGACUCAGCUGCUCUGCAAUGCCAAGGAAUCCUUUCUGGAUGGUGGUGGGGCCAUGCUAGCCGUUCUCCGUCGCGUUCGCCACACCCUAAAAAAUGAGCCAUUGUCGAGCGAUGAUAACAUCUCUGUGAAUCAUUCCCUGUUACUCAUUCGCAAUAUCCUGCACGCUCCCGAACGACCAACUCAGAUGGCGGACAAACGACAAGAUCAGCAGGACCAACUUGUGCGGAUUUUAUUGGCCCAGGGACUAAAUCGUCUCCUCAUCAGCUUACUGGCCUGCUCCCAAAAGGACCAAUGGAUGGUGACAGUUUUGCAGCUCAUUUCUCUAUUGUACAAGGAUCGACCCGUUGAAAUUAUUUUACAACUUUUGGAUGAAAACUGCACUCAUCUUGAGCCGGAAUUCUACUUUGACGAACAAAAUCAAUUUGGUUCCAAGAAAUCAGAGAAAAGUUUGAAAAAGCUUAGCAAAUACAAACUUGGACGUCGAGUGGAGAUGAAAGGCAACGUCGUCGAGUACAAACCAACGGAUGAAAGUACUUUGAAUCUCCUGAAAGGAUUUACCAUCAAUUUCAUCCGGCAAGGCUACAACACACUGGUGGGCCAAUUGCAUCAACAGAUGCUGAAACAACAGGGCGACGCCCACCUCCAGCUGCUGGAUAAGUCGCACUUUCUCUGGCUCAUUUCUUAUUUCCUUCCCAUCGCCUCCCGGUUGGAAUUGAGCGUGGAACACUUGAAAGACGUCUUAACUAUUGAUGUCCUGUGUUAUCUGACGUGGGAAGCUGUUUGUCAGACGGAAGAACUAGAAAUUUAUGCGUUUCAACAUUCAACAUUCGAUUUGAAACCGUGCGUGAGGCGCUUGCAUUUGUGCGUGAAAGCAAUUCGUGAAUAUUUGAAAACACUGGAGAGAUUUUCUCGUCCUUCGACGUCUAGAAAUGCAAAUGCACCGAAAAAUUUUAUUACUCGACUGAGCGGUUACGUGCCAGCGAUUCGGGACCUCCGUCAACUCUUUUUGCUCCAACUCCGCCAAUUCGAUCCUGUCGUUCAAAGUCGUCGCUAUCUACUCGACGUCACCAGGUGCUAUCUACUCUAUGUAUUCAGAUAUUCUUAUGUUAUUAUGAAUUAUUUCUUUUUUUUGUACUAUUUUUCUUCACUUUCUCGUUGAGCUCAUUGUACAUACAU
Daphnia pulicaria is the source of this 1448-nucleotide messenger RNA. Its product is annotated as protein timeless-like. The coding region runs from base 1 to 1431 and encodes 476 amino acids. Gene Ontology annotation, molecular function: DNA binding. The transcript is spliced from 7 exons. Gene Ontology annotation, biological process: DNA repair; replication fork arrest; DNA replication checkpoint signaling. The record is from RefSeq and is a predicted model, not a curated record. Lineage: Eukaryota; Metazoa; Arthropoda; Branchiopoda; Diplostraca; Daphniidae. Gene Ontology annotation, cellular component: replication fork protection complex.